This is a messenger RNA of Porites evermanni, 3789 nucleotides long. Lineage: Eukaryota; Metazoa; Cnidaria; Anthozoa; Scleractinia; Poritidae. The record is from the annotation of a GenBank genome assembly.
AUUUUUAUUAUUGAAGGCGUUUUUGGUGCAUCCAAUCAAUCCUUUGAACACCGGAUCCGCGCUCUUCUUCUGGAAAAUUACGACAAGACCGUUCGGCCAGUUUUAGGCAACAAAUCGGUGGAGGUUUCGUUCGCCAUGAGAAUAAGCAGACUUGUUAGAGUGGUAAGUGCAGAAAACUAAUAGACAAAUAGAAUCCCUUUUUACACAUUUCCCCCGUCUCAAAAGAAAUUGAAGACAAUGCUUCAUAUGCAAAAAUAGGUCGGUAAAACGGGCCAAAAAAAAUACGUUCAACUUGUUUUGCAACAAAGUGCUGCAAAACGAGUUGACUGAGUGAUGUUGCGCGUUUUACUCGACCCACGUUCGAAGCUGUCUUGCAACAAAUAAGGUUGCAAGGUUUGUUUUGUGGGUGGUAAAACACGCAACAUUGCUAAUCAACUCGUUUUGCAGCAAUUUUGCACAACAAGUUGCACGUUUGUUUUUUUUUUUGCCCGUUUUACUGUAGCUUAAAAAAAAAAAAAACGUGCAACUUGUUGUGCAAAAUUGCUGCAAAACGAGUUGAUUAGCAAUGUUGCGUGUUUUACCACCCACAAAACAAACCUUGCAACCUUAUUUGUUGCAAGACAGCUUCGAACGUGGGUCGAGUAAAACGCGCAACAUCACUCAGUCAACUCGUUUUGCAGCACUUUGUUGCAAAACAAGUUGAACGUAUUUUUUUUGGCCCGUUUUACCGACCUAUUUUUGCAUAUGAAGCAUUCUCUUCAAUUUCUUUUGAGACGGCUGAAAUACACAGGGGAAAUUAAACAAAGUUUCUGCAAAGUUUAGGGGGCGAGGCAAACAACGUCAUGAGUAAACUACUUUUUGAAGAACUAUUGCAGUUGUUAUUUAUUAGACAACGAUAUUUUUAAAAUGAACAUCGUGAAAUCAUGGGACUUAUUUACUCCUUUUGUACCUUCACAGGAUACCAGGGAACAAACAGUUAUUUUGGAUACUUGGGUUAUACAGGUAGGGAGCAGCUUCGCACGUUCGCUUGGCGACAAAAAAGCUUACUGCCCUGUAGAAGUAAUUAUCCAUUCACGUCGGACUGUUUUUAGAAUGUUAGGGUCAGAGCGGAUGCCCUGGUUAGGGUAUAGUGUCAUUGAAUUGUUCUUAACUGUUUUACAUAUCGCCGCUAAAAGCUGACACCUCAGAAUACGGAUAUAACAUUGAGAUUGUAACUUGAAAUUGGUGUGUUUUUUUCAGACUUGGACAAAUGAAUUCCUCAAGUGGAAUACAAACAGCUUUGGAGGUUUUCAUCGCGUGCAGUUUCUUCCCGAAGAGAUCUGGGUACCGGAUAUCUCGCUUUUUAACAAGUAAGUGCCCUUAUAAUUUAAAAUUAUAGCAAUUUUCAUUGUGCUUUUGCAAAGCAAAGUGGUUCUUCUAGAUGUGUCGAUAAGGCGACAUGCUAAAGUGGUGAUCAUUUCACUGAAUGGUACGGCAGAAGCAAUACCUGCACUUCCUGUGCUGUUCAGUUGUGAUUGACAAAAAGAGUUGGUUCCAACUAUUGCUGUUUUUACUGCUGUUCAAAGAGGGUCAAGUCAUAUGGUCAAGUUAAAUGGCCAGUGUUCCCUGCAUUGAUAAGUUUUGUUGUUACAAGUAUGGCUAGAUGUGUUCUCAGUCCUUUCGUCGGGUUACACGGUGCAUUUUCAAGGGUAAAAACUGAUCUUUACAAGCGGCGCUUGUCAAGUUCAAUCAUCCUCGAAGGUUCUCGGAGAACAAGUCUUGGAGCCCCUUCAAGAGCCUGUUCCUACAGGUUGGGUUCAUCUGCACCCUUUUAGUGUAGAUAUCCGUUUUCACUGGUCCUUACUAUUUACUACGGCACCUUCAAUUGUUAUACGAGUUGGACCCUUAACCUAUUGUUUCGCAAAACAAAUGCUUGCAGUCUUACCAGAAAGGAAGCGGAUCUCUUAGUUUGUUCUACAGGCUGGGAUUUCUCGCGUAGGGUCAACACCCUGUCACCUUGACAUUUUUAUGGUAAGCACUGAAGUACAGCUCAUAUUGGGUACAAGGCAAUUUGGACAACCAAUGUUACCGCCUUGCUACUGAUAAAAACCUAUAAAUUACUGUCAAAACGACUACUGUAAGGCGGAAUUAUCAACAACGUGAAGACUGUAUUUAACUAGUGAACCACGGCCUUUGUGCGUGCAGUUUUCAGGUGUUAUGUUCUUUUCGUGCUAUAGGCUACAAACGUUUUAUUCAAUUCAUACUCGUUGACUUGCGGACAACAGCUGCAGAUACAACAAUUUAUUGCUAAAGAACUAAAAACGAGCUUUUGCCUUUCAGUGGUGACGAGGGCGUCACAUUAGCUGGGGGAAGAACAAAGUUUGUGACAGAGGUGUCGGUAGAUAAUGAAGGAAACUGCGUAUGGAGCGGACCAGCUACAUUCAAAGCUAAUUGCGAAUUAGACAUUGGCCAGUGGCCAUUUGAUAAGCAGACUUGUGAACUAGGGUUUGGUUCAUUUACGUAUGGAGUUGACAGAAUGGAAAUCAAACUCUUUCAAGACAAAGGCGGUGGACAGUUUACUAGUAAGUUUAUCCAGCAUCUUGAGGAUGGGCCCCGGGCCCCCCAGGAGAAUUGCGAAGUUUUGGUAAUUGACACUCGAAGUAAACCUUAUUUAGACAGGCAGUCCUGAUUGCGACAAGUAGUCAUUCAUCUCGAGCCAGCGAGGCAAGGAGACGGUUAGCCAGUCAGUCAGUCAGUCAGUCAGUCAGCUAGCUAAUUAGUCAGUCAGUCAGUCAGCAAGCCUUCCACCCAGCUAGUUAGCCAGCCAGCCAGCUAGUUAGCGAGCCAGCCAGCCAGUCAGUCAAAACACCAGCCACCUAAUUAACUAGUCAGUCGGUCAGCCCUUUGGUCAUUAAUAAGUGAAGUCAGUCAGUUAUUCAACCAGCUAGCUAGCAGUAAUGCCGACCGGGAGCCAGUAGUCUCUGUCAGCCAGUUGGUUCAGUCCGGGUAGGUCGGUGAGUCAGUUUGCCAGUUAUGCUUAGUAAGCGAAUUGAUAAGGAAAUCUAAAAAAGCUUUGCAAUAUGAAACGCUUGACUAUUUUGAUUUUCAGACCGGUUCGUUACAAAUGGUGAUUGGGAUAUUACCAACGUCGCCGCUUCAGUCGAACAGACCGACCACGGUGACUGUUGUCCAUUUAAGUUCAGUGAAGUUGUUUACGACCUGAAAAUGAAAAGAAAGCCUUUAUAUCACCUGUUCUACCUAACCAUUCCGAGCAUGAUGCUUAUGUUCCUGGCCCUAACAAGCUUCCUUAUUCCCGUGGAGAGUGGUGAAAGGAUCGGUUUCGUCACCACCAUCCUAUUGGCUAUGACUGUGUUCUUGCUCCUCAUUCCGUCUUUUCUUCCCGAGACUUCAGAUGGUGUUCCUAUCCUUGGAAUUGGCUUGCAGGCUACUAUGGUCAUCAUAUCUUUGAUUCUCUUUUGUAAUAUCUUCGUUUUAAAGCUGUUCUUCAUGGAGGGACCUCCUCCUAACUGGGUACAGAACCUCUUCUGCUUGUGCCAUGGUAAAAAGGGAAAAAACGUCCAGCGGAUCCACGUCUCUACUGCAGAUUCACAUUCCUCCAAGAUGGCUGCCUCCGCAAACGCGAUUGAACUCACAGAGCAUUCUGAAGGCAUGCGCAAUACGCCAGAGGGAUGGGAGGAAAAACGGGAAGAAAUAACAUGGCAGAAAGUGUCAUGUAAGCUCGAUCACGUGUUUUUUGUGUUCUUCUUUCUGGUUGCUGCAAUAACCUACACCGCGACUUACUUAUCAUGA